Sceloporus undulatus (fence lizard) is the source of this 2376-nucleotide messenger RNA. It is a transcript of the gene HECA, whose product is annotated as hdc homolog, cell cycle regulator. Bases 426 to 2111 code for a protein of 561 amino acids. Lineage: Eukaryota; Metazoa; Chordata; Lepidosauria; Squamata; Phrynosomatidae. The record is from RefSeq and is a predicted model, not a curated record. The transcript is spliced from 4 exons.
AAAGGAAGAUCAAGGAGGAAGUGGAGGAGGGAGAGGUGAAGGGAAAAGGAGGAGGAAGAAGGGAUGGUGGUGGAAGAGGAAGUGGGGAAGGAGGAAGGGGAGGAGCAGCGGCGGAAUCAAAACAAGCGGGACCCGCCUCCCUCCUCCCGCCCUGCGCUGCUUCCCGGGGCCAGGCGGCGGUGGCGGCGGCGUGCGAGUGCCGUGUGCGGAGGGAGAGAGCGCGAGUGUUCCUGCCGAGCCUGCCAGGAGGAGGAGGAGGAGGCUGCCUGCCUGUCUGUCUUCCUGCCUGCCUUCCCGGCCUGACAAUGGAGCUGCCCUGAGCCCGGGCGGGGCCCGCUGGGCAGCCAAGGCAGAAGCGCCGCCACAGAGAGCCCCUUCCUCCUCCUGCUGCUGCUGCUGCUGCGGAGCUCUUCGGGAGGCUGGCGAUGCCGAACCAGAAGAGCAGCAAGGGCAAGAAGAACAAGCGCGCCAACAGCAGCGGGGACGAGCAGGAAAAUGGAGGCGCCCUGGGCGCGGCGGCAGGGGCAGCGGCGGCGGCAGGAGGAGGAGGAGGAGGAAGCGGAGGAGGGGCGGCGGCAGCGCAGGCGGCGGCGGGAGCGGGCCUGGCCUCGGGAGGAUCCGGGGGAAGCGGAGGCGGAGGAGGACCGGCCUUAGCCGCAGGGGGCUCCGGGGGAGGAGGCGCGGGGACGGCGGCCGGGACGGCGGCGGGGGCGGCUGCUCCGGGCUCGGCUUCGGCGGACUCCAAGCACGAAGCACCUUGUGCUACACCACUGAUAUGUAGCUUUGGACGGCCUGUCGACCUAGAAAAAGAUGAUUAUCAGAAAGUUGUAUGCAACAAUGAACAUUGUCCCUACAGCACUUGGAUGCACCUUCAGUGUUUUUAUGAAUGGGAGAGCAGCAUUUUGGCUCAGUUUAACUGCAUUGGGAGAGCAAGGAGCUGGAAUGAGAAACAAUGUCGACAAAAUAUGUGGACUAAGAAGGGGUAUGAUCUUGCUUUUCGAUUUUGUUCUUGCCGAUGUGGGCAGGGGCACUUGAAGAAAGACACAGAUUGGUACCAGGUAAAACGAAUGCAAGACGAGAAGAAGAAAAAAUCUGUAUCGGAAAAGAGCAGUGGAAGAUCAACAUCAGAGUCCUCGGAAGAUGCUAAAAAGUGCAGGCCCACUAACAAACCACAGAAAGGUUUGAACCAUGAUAUCCAGCGACGACAUUCAAUGGAUAGGCAGAACUCUCAAGAGAAAAGCAGUGCCAGCAGUAGCUAUGCAGUUCGUUCUCCGUGUGGUUCUCCUGGCCAAUCUCCUCCAGCAGGAUAUUCUGUCCUUGCCCCCACACAUUUCAGUGGGCCUCGCUCUUCACGAUACUUAGGAGAAUUUUUGAAGAAUGCCAUUCACCUAGAACCUCACAGGAAGAACAUGGCCAAUAGUGGCAUGUUCAGAAAUGCUCACUUUGAUUAUGGGACAUCUGGGCUACAAGCACACAGAUCAGGACAUUUUGAUGCCCCUGUACAGUUUUUGAGAAGGCUUGAUCUGUCUGAACUCCUUGCUCAUAUACCCCGGCAUAAAUUGAACACUUUCCAUGUUCGGAUGGAAGAUGAUGCCCAAGUGGGUCAAGGAGAAGACCUUCGGAAAUUCAUUCUUGCUGCACUCAGUGCCAGUCACCGAAAUGUUGUCAACUGUGCAUUAUGCCACAGAGCACUGCCAGUUUUUGAACAGUUUCCAUUGGUGGAUGGAACCUUGUUUCUUAGUCCAUCAAGACACGAUGAAAUUGAAUAUGAUGUUCCGUGCCAUCUUCAAGGAAGACUUAUGCAUCUCUAUGCUGUUUGUGUAGACUGUUUAGAAGGAGUUCACAAAAUUAUCUGCAUAAAGUGCAAAUCUCGGUGGGAUGGAAGCUGGCAUCAACUGGGAACCAUGUAUACUUAUGACAUUCUAGCUGCUUCUCCAUGUUGUCAGGCUCGACUGAACUGUAAACAUUGUGGGAAACCUGUUAUAGAUGUACGUAUUGGGAUGCAGUAUUUCUCAGAAUACAGCAACGUUCAGCAGUGUCCACACUGUGGGAACUUGGACUACCAUUUUGUGAAGCCAUUUUCUUCCUUUAAAGUUUUGGAGGCUUAUUGACAAAAGCUUUGCCAUAGUAAUAGCUAUUUUAUGAGUAUUGUUCCUUUUAUUUUACAUAUCUUUUAUAAGAUCUGUUCUGUGAGCGGAGGGGGGUAUUUUUUUUCUAACAGAAAGAAAGUGCAGCAGCUUUUGUGUGAUUGUGUACAUGUGUUCCUAUGUAGAUAUGUGUCCUCUUGCCAUGAUUUCAGUGAAAGUUGGUGAUGAGGCAGCACACUGUCUCUCCUUCCUAACAUUCAUUUAAGCUGGGAGGAAAAUUCUCUUUUUU